GGUCCGCGUCCCAUGUGCCCGCAGCUAUCGUAUAGCUGUUUCUUUGAGUCGUCUGGUCUUCCUCGCCAUACCCGUUAGCCGCAUCAUUCGAUCCCACUUCGAGCUCUUGCCGCAAUAAUGUCGUCGGCAGAGCCACUGGUCUCCCCCACGCCCUCGACGCCAGGCGUGGCGGUCGUGAAGAAUCCCAAGAAUCAUUCGUGCGUGUUAUGCCAACAGCGCAAGGUCAAAUGUGACAGGAAGGACCCCUGCUCUGCAUGCAGAAAGGCUCAGGUUGAAUGUGUAUUUCGUCCACCUGCACCGCCUCGACGGCGCAAAAGACGAUCUCCCGAGGCCACAUUGCUUGCGCGGUUGAAGCGUUACGAGGAGAUGUUGAGAAGCUAUGGGGUCAAACUGGAUGGAUCAGAUGGGGAAGGUGGCGAAUUUGGCCCUGAGGGUAACGAGAUGGACACAGAGGCUUCUGAAGUCGAUUAUCGAAAAACAUCUGGAAUUUCAGGCAUGCGUAUCAAAGAUUCAGCAUCGCCGGCUAUGGAGCCAGGGAGACUAAUCUCGGAACGGGGCAUGUCUCGCUAUUUGGAUAACAACCUAUGGACCAGCCUCAGCGAUGAGGUAAGUUUCCCCUGGACCCUUUUGUUGCUCUCCGAUGAAGCUCGUUCUGAUUCAGCGAUCAAGCUCCGCAACCCCAAGGAGAUUUUACACGCAUCCUCCGAGGAUGAAAGGACUGAGUCGGCAACUCAACAUGGAAACGAUGCACUCUACCAAGGUAGUGGCCUUCUAUUUGGCUUCGGUCCUAUCACUACAAACUUGAGCGCGCUGCACCCACAAACCGUACAUAUCUUUCGAUUAUGGCAGACUUUCUUGGACAAUAUCAAUCCCCUCACCAAAAUCAUACACGCUCCGACGGUGCAGUCUGCCAUUCUCGAUGCAAGCGGUCAUAUUGAAAACAUACCCACGAGUACUGAAGCUUUGAUGUUUGCAAUUUAUUCCUGCGCAGUAUUAUCCAUGACCAAUGCCGAGUGCGAGGCUUUGAUUGGCGAACAAAGAUCAAUACUGUUGGAACGAUUUCAGUACGCAACACAACAAGCCCUUGUUGCCGCGGGAUUGCUUAAAUCUUCCGAUCUGGUUGUCUUGCAAGCAUUUGUCCUUUUCAUAAUCUCCGUCCGUUCAUCCUUCGAUCCCCGAACUUUAUGGGUUCUUACUGGUGUUGCUGUUCGAAUCAGUCAACGGAUUGGUCUCCACCGUGAUGGAGUCACAUUGCAACUGCCGAUGUUUGAAGUGGAGAUGCGCCGGCGGCUCUGGUGGCAACUUGUACUACUCGAUGGUCGCAGUGCAGAAAUGUCGGGUUCUGGAUCCUCGGUCCUCUCCCAUCUGUGGGACACUAAACCUCCUCUCAAUGUUAAUGACAGCGACCUUAAUCCAGACAUGCGGGAGCUCCCAGUAGAGCAUACUGGUAUCACUGAAAUGGUUUUUUGUCAGCUUCGAUAUGAAGUGGGCGAAUUUCUGCGUCGCUGCCCCCCGGGCAAAGGCUUCGACGGUGGUUGGCAGAAGCUGAGUACCAAUGAUGUGUCCUUGGCGGAGAAAGAUAAGGAGCUUGACGAUUUGGAGCGGAAUUUGGACCAAAAAUAUUUGCGAUUCUGCGAACCGCUAAUUCCUCUUCAUUACAUGAGCUCGACGAUGAUGUCAACAGCUCUCAGCAAGAUGCGUUUAGUUGCUCAUCAUCCUCGACAAUAUAUGGACGGCGGGGCAAGCCUGCCCCAAGAAGAGCGGGAUAUGCUCUUUCGAAAUGCUUUACAGGUCAUUGAGAGCGACAAUCUAGUCAUGUCAACCAAGAGCUUGCAAAGAUAUCGUUGGCAUGUCCAGAUGAAUUUCCAACUCGACGUGCUAGUCUACCUCUUGAGCGAACUACGUCGUCGAACGACGGGGGUGCUUGUCGAGCGGGCAUGGAAUGAGGUUAACGAUAUGUUUCAAAACCACCCAGAGUAUAUUCAGUCAACCAAGAAUGCGCUUCACGUGGCCGUUGGGAACUUGACCUUGAAGGCAUGGGAGGCACUUGAAGCCGAGUUCACGCGCCAGAACCAACCACCGCCCAACCCGCCACCGCCAUUCAUUUCGGUGCUACGAUACCAACGAGGCCACAGUCAAACAUCCAGCGCCUCUCCCACGAACCAAAAAUCCCCACUCAAAACAUCAUCUGAAUACUCUUCGACUCCGGCUGACGAUCCUAUAAUAACAACCCCGACGUCCGGCAAUCCAGCUGGCAUUCCAGUCGAUCUGGCAGCGGGCAUAGAAGCACCGUUGUUGACCGGCUCUCUCCCAAUGGACCUCAGUCCCAUGGACUGGACCUACUGGGACGAUCUUCUUCAGGGUUGCCAGCUUCAGUCCUUCGAGGGCAAUAUACAACAGGAGUAUGGGUAACAUCUUCCAAGGGCGGGGGCCUAAGAAGACAGUUAUGUUUUGAAGCAUGAGGAACGGGAU
Molecule: messenger RNA, 2472 nt
Organism: Xylona heveae TC161
Lineage: Eukaryota; Fungi; Ascomycota; Xylonomycetes; Xylonales; Xylonaceae
Exons: 3
Coding region: 118-2412 (764 amino acids)
Biological process (GO): DNA-templated transcription; regulation of DNA-templated transcription
Molecular function (GO): DNA-binding transcription factor activity, RNA polymerase II-specific; zinc ion binding; DNA binding
Source: RefSeq, a predicted model, not a curated record